Molecule: messenger RNA, 1017 nt
Organism: Symbiodinium pilosum
Lineage: Eukaryota; Dinophyceae; Suessiales; Symbiodiniaceae
Source: the annotation of a GenBank genome assembly
AUGAUCGGGGCAACGUUCAAGCUUGAGUUGCAAGGCCCUGGUCUGAAUUUCAAAGAUCGCGCGAUUGUGCGAGAUGCGGGCACCGGUUGCCCUGGCAGAUCGGACAUGGCAUCCUCAGACAAGCGGAGACAUUCCUUGUCCGUUGCAUCUUAUGUGUAUCACCCGCAUGCAGAACCCUCACCCCUGGUGCAUGGGGGACCAAUUAUCGAAUCUGCAAACCAGCCUGGGUGGCUUAAAGCCAGCUGGUAUCCUGUACAAAUGCGGAUUCGUGGUUCCUUUCCAAUUUGCUAUUGUGCAGCUUCAGACGAACAGAAUUAUCUUGCAAGCUCCGGCAUUACACUCCCACCAGCGGAAUCCCCGUGCGACCGGGAUAAUGCCUUGUAUCGCUAUGCUGGCGUGAUUUAUGCGAUGGGAAUCCAGCACAGUGAAGAUCCCAUUGCUGCAUGUUUGGUGAUAAGCCCUGGUCAGAUCCAGCAGGACUGUCAGGUCACAGUUCGUUCAGACCGUGGUGGCUUGUCAGCGCAGGACAUGGCCGAGCUGACGCCAGGUGAUCCUGCGGUGCCAUGUGGCGAGUCCAAUGCAGGCACGAUGCUACAGCCAAGGAGAGGAGAUGCAUCUGCCUGGACAUUCCAGGUUCCAACAGGCACAUCUACAGAUGGCUUCAACACCGUCAGCACAUCUUCCGGAGCCCUGCGGCUCCUGAAGGUGUGCUACUGCGAGAACUAUGCCAGCGCUUCUUCGGACGGUGCUUGUGGGGCAGCUGACUGGCAGCAUGCAGGCACGCUCUCUCUCGUAGGCUUCGCCGGAAACACAGUGCCUGAAGUCCACUGCUACCGAGGGCAGCUCUGCCGCCUGGGCAGGGCGGAAGCCUUCGGUAUGGGCCAGGGAGAUGCUGUCGUGGCUGUUGCCGGAAACUCCAGCUGCGCGAAUCUGGACGGGCAGGUGUUCGCCUCCACUUCGCUGGUGACCCUGCUUGGCGACAGCACUGCCAAAGUGAGCGUUGAUAUCCAAAACUAC